UUCCCCAAACCACCGUUUCACAGCAAAACCCUCCUUCUCCACUUUUUCUGCCCGGCGUCGGCUUCUCCGGCGUCGGCCAUCGUUGUUUUCUUUAUACAGUUGCUUUAACAUCUCCUAAUUACCGCACAGUUUUAAAAUUUCAGUAACUAAAACUGGCAAAUCAAUAUUAUCAAACCCACGCAACUUGCCUCUUCACGACAAUGGUGUUUCAUGGACUGAGUCCGUCAUUUCCAAAUCAGACUAUGGUCACUCCAUCAGAUCGAUCCUUGAUUUGGAUUAUCUAUCAAAUCGUUGAGAUUUCACUAAUCAAUAUGAGGGAUUCAUCUCAUCUCCAUUGUCGCUCCUUUCACAUAGUGUCGAUUCGAAGGAAUUGUGAUGUCUUUCUUUGUAGAAAGUUUUUUUCCGGUGUGCUCGAUCACUGCCGGUGGAAUUUCCGGGUUUCAACCGGUGAAUGUUCUCUUACCCAAAGGUAUGGAGUUUUGACAUGGGUUUUUGAUCCUGGAAUCAAAGGAGGAAUCAGUCUGCUUGAUGAAAUCAGAAUCCAAAAUAGAUGUGGGUAUGUCCCUCACACUGAGUUGGGAUUAAUUAUCCUUAUAUGUGUAAGAUUUGGGGAUGUGUACUCUUGUGAUAGAUGUGUUAAUGUUUUUCUUGUGACGUUAACAUUGUCUUAUGAUGGUGAUGUUUUCCCGUUACCUUGGCUGGAAUAUUUUAUUUUGUUGAUUGAUUACAUGGGAUGUGGAGUGUAUCGUUCUAAAAUGAAGGCGAUGAUUUUCUAUGAUGAUGAUGGUGAUAACUUUCCCCGGUUGAAAGCCUUUCUUUUACUAGAACUGGUUCGUUGGUUUAUUCAAUUGCUAUGUCCUUCGUAUUAUCCAAAACAAGACACGAGCGUGAUGGGAAGGAAAAUGGUGGUGAGUGACUAUGAUGAUGAUGAUUUCUCUUUCCCUUGGUCGGGAAUUUCUACUUCUUUGAGAAGAAAAAUCAUGGUCAAUAAUCAGCAACGAUGCGUUAGGCAUUUCAAACAUAUCGUUUUUUGA
Messenger RNA from Camelina sativa (false flax), 1034 nucleotides. The record is from RefSeq and is a predicted model, not a curated record. Lineage: Eukaryota; Viridiplantae; Streptophyta; Magnoliopsida; Brassicales; Brassicaceae.